Messenger RNA from Procambarus clarkii (red swamp crayfish), 1314 nucleotides. NCBI's taxonomy places the organism in Eukaryota, Metazoa, Arthropoda, Malacostraca, Decapoda, Cambaridae. The record is from RefSeq and is a predicted model, not a curated record.
AUGACUCCACUCUCCCCGCCGGACACAGCUCACAUCCACUCUCCCCGCCGGACACAGCUCACAUCCACUCUCCCCGCCGGACACAGCUCACAUCCACUCUCCCCGCCAGACACAGCUCACAUCCACUCUCCCCGCCAGACACAGCUCACAUCCACUCUCCCCGCCGGACGCAGCUCACAUCCACUCUCCCCGCCAGACACAGCUCACAUCCACUCUCCCCGCCAGACACAGCUCACAUCCACUCUCCCCGCCGGACGCAGCUCACAUCCACUCUCCCCGCCGGACGCAGCUCACAUCCACUCUCCCCGCCGGACGCAGCUCACAUCCACUCUCCCCGCCGGACGCAGCUCACAUCCACUCUCCCCGCCGGACGCAGCUCACAUCCACUCUCCCCGCCGGACGCAGCUCACACCCACUCUCCCCGCCGGACGCAGCUCACAUCCACUCUCCCCGCCAGACACAGCUCACAUCCACUCUCCCCGCCGGACGCAGCUCACACCCACUCUCCCCGCCGGACGCAGCUCACAUCCACUCUCCCCGCCAGACACAUCCAGACACAGCUCACAUCCACUCUCCCCGCCAGACACAGCUCACAUCCACUCUCCCCGCCAGACACAGCUCACAUCCACUCUCCCCGCCAGACACAGCUCACAUCCACUCUCCCCGCCGGACACAGCUCACAUCCACUCUCCCCGCCGGACGCAGCUCACAUCCACUCUCCCCGCCAGACACAUCUCACAUCCACUCUCCCCGCCAGACACAGCUCACAUCCACUCUCCCCGCCGGACACGGCUCACAUCCACUCUCCCCGCCAGACACAGCUCACAUCCACUCUCCCCGCCGGACGCAGCUCACAUCCACUCUCCCCGCCGGACGCAGCUCACAUCCACUCUCCCCGCCAGACACAGCUCACAUCCACUCUCCCCGCCGGACACAGCUCACAUCCACUCUCCCCGCCGGACGCAGCUCACAUCCACUCUCCCCGCCAGACACAGCUCACAUCCACUCUCCCCGCCAGACACAGCUCACAUCCACUCUCCCCGCCAGACACAGCUCACAUCCACUCUCCCCGCCGGACACAGCUCACAUCCACUCUCCCCGCCAGACACAGCUCACAUCCACUCUCCCCGCCGGACGCAGCUCACAUCCACUCUCCCCGCCAGACACAGCUCACAUCCACUCUCCCCGCCGGACACAGCUCACAUCCACUCUCCCCGCCAGACACAGCUCACAUCCACUCUCCCCGCCGGACGCAGCUCACAUCCACUCUCCCUGCCGGACACAGCUCACAUCCACUCUCCCCGCCAGACAUAG